AUGGAACACCAGUCUUACGGGGAAGUGAACCAACUCGGAGGUGUGUUCGUCAAUGGAAGACCGCUUCCCAACGCAAUAAGACUCAGGAUAGUGGAGCUCGCCCAGCUCGGAGUAAGACCGUGUGAUAUCAGCCGACAACUCAGAGUAUCUCAUGGAUGCGUCAGUAAAAUACUAGCCCGAUACAACGAAACGGGGUCGAUCUUACCCGGGGCUAUAGGAGGAAGCAAGCCCCGAGUUACGACCCCCAAUGUUGUUAAACAUAUCAAAGUGUACAAAGACAGAGAUCCUGGUAUUUUCGCCUGGGAAAUUCGAGAUAAACUUCUCGCUGACGGUGUUUGUGAUAAAUAUAACGUGCCUUCUGUCAGUUCCAUUAGCCGGAUAUUACGUAAUAAACUAGGAAGCGGAAGUGGUAAUAGCGGAAGUAGCAGUCCAGGAGCAAGUCCUAAUGAACAAUUUGAUUCGAAAACGAUAUCUACAUCCAUGCAUCCCCCAUCUACACCUAUUUACAAUCAGUUUUAUCCGUAUUCAUGCCCUCCACCAGCAAUGGGCAUGCACGGAUCGUUCCCAACCCCUCAGAUGCCGAGUCAAGGUCACGGUUUAUCAGUCAAUUACAAGCCGCCCGUAUCAAGCUGUGUUUCGCCAUGUAUGAUGCGGGCUUGGCCAUCCUCGCAUUCCGUCACGGACAUUUUAGCAUUUAGUCGACAGCCCAUGCCGGGGCAACCCGCACCCAUGCCGUCUCACGAUAAUAUGGGGACUAUAGGACAGACUUACAACAUGUCCAACUAUUAUGGAAUGAAACCGGGAAUGUCACCGAUGUAUUUACAAAGUUGA
Lottia gigantea (owl limpet) is the source of this 831-nucleotide messenger RNA. RefSeq lists its product as hypothetical. The transcript is spliced from 2 exons. Lineage: Eukaryota; Metazoa; Mollusca; Gastropoda; Lottiidae. The coding region runs from base 1 to 831 and encodes 276 amino acids. Gene Ontology annotation, biological process: regulation of transcription by RNA polymerase II; anatomical structure development. Gene Ontology annotation, molecular function: DNA-binding transcription factor activity, RNA polymerase II-specific; RNA polymerase II cis-regulatory region sequence-specific DNA binding. The record is from RefSeq and is a predicted model, not a curated record.